CAGUACUAUUAUUUUAUGUUUUGAAGUCCGAGACCCGAGAGAGAGACGGUUGCUGACUGUCAGCGUCAUUCAUUCAUGUGAAUGGUGAACUUACAUAGCAUGACGUAGAUUAUUCUAGCCAGCUUGCUGUCCAGCCCAUAGAGUGCACAGUAACGAAGCUGACUGAUGCGGUGACACUGACACAAUGGAUGCGGCGGACAAGCGAAUGCUGGAGCGGGAGGCGCUCCGCAACAUGAUCCAGCAGUGGAACGCUAAUCGCCUUGAUCUGUUCGCGCUCAGUGAGCCCAAUGAGAAUCUGGAGUUUCACGGUGUGAUGCGAUUCUAUUUCCAAGAUUCAGGUCAGAAGAUAGCAACGAAAUGUAUUCGUGUCGCCUCCGACGCUACUGUGAGCGAUGUCAUAGAAACUUUGAUCGAGAAGUUCCGUCCGGACAUGCGCAUGUUGUCCCUGGGCUCGUACUCUCUGUGGGAGACGCACGGGCCGGACGACGAGCGCAAGCUGGAGCCGCACGAGAAGCCCCUGCUGGUGCAGCUAAACUGGCACGCCGACGACAGGGAGGGGCGGUUCCUACUCAAGUGCCUUAGCAACAACGAGGUCCCGCUGUCUGCUGUGAACGACAAAGGAGACCAAAACUUCAAACGAAAACUAUCAAAACGAGAGAAGAAAGAACUGAAGAAAAAGGAAAAACUAUCGAGACUGAAAUCCGACACGAACGAUGAAAACAGACCAGUCGCUGAGAAACUUUAUACAGAAUUGCCGGAGACGUCAUUCAUGCGUAGCAUAAGUAACCCCGAGGCGGUGAUGCGGCGGCGUCGGCAGCAGAAGCUGGGCCGGAAGUUGCAACAGUUCAAGUCCAAGGAUGGCGGACCUGAUACCGGUGGUACCCUGCGAGUGUACGGCUCGAUACUCCGGCCAGACGUGUCCUAUGUCACGUUGCUGCUGUCAGUCAACGACUCUGCUGCCACUGUCCUGAGGGAGACGCUCGACAAAUACGGCAUGUCAUAUCAAGAUCCACAGCAGUUCUGCAUCGUGCAGGAGGACAAGACCGACAAUUCGGAAUACAUUUUAGAAGACGACGAAUGCCCGCUCGCGCUCAUGAAUAUGACAAGAAGCUCCAUCAUGUUCCAUGUGCGGCGGCGGCCUGCGGAUGUGCAGCCGCGGAGACGCAAGAAAAAAGUCGGAGCAGGCACCGGAGCCGCUGGCGGACGGCCCGGAAACGAACCCAUGCUUGUAGAAAUGUCACCCGACGGUUCGUCGCUGGAAAACGGACGGCGACUCAGAAUAACAGAUGUUGUUGAGGUGGGUUCAGGCAACGGCACGACGCUCCAGCUGUACGGCCCCUCGAUCCAGCCGCGGCACUGUGUGGUCGCGCCCGCGGAAGGCGGCGGCUACUCCGUGACGCCGCUGCACGCCGAUGCACACGUAUAUGUCAACGGACGCAGGAUCAUGCACUCGCAACGGUUACAACACGGUUGCCUACUAAAAUUCGGUCGUGUUUCGACGUUCCGCUUCGUAGACCCGGCACAGGAGAACCUCAUUAACAGGAAUCUAGCGCAAUCACAACAUUUCGGCUCCGGCUCAAUAUACGACAGAUCGCCAACUUCGCCUGGCGAGAAUAGCGGCGCGAUGUCGCCGACGUCGAUGACGUCACACCAGCCCGACCCUCUCGACUCCAAUGCAAACACGACUAACGACACAGAGUAUCAGAGGACUAUGAGUCCCGUGUCGCAUGACACCUACUACCGGGACGCCAACGACACCAUACCGCCAUACAACAACAACACUCUCAAACUCGACAACGAGUCGCUUAUAAUGUCGCAACACCUCAACGACACCAAAGAUGAUUACGGGAAGGACGACCACACGAGCUCCGUGUACAACGACCAAGAUCAGAGUUCCAACGUGAACCGCACGUCCAACUCUGUGCAACAGUACAAAGACAAUUAUGAAACUACGUUCGACUUGGACGGCAACGUCGAAACAAAGAGUAUCUGCAGCGCGAAGAGCGGCGGCUCUGGACACGACAACAGGAUGAGUGCGGGCAUGAACAGUGGUCGCGGCUGCACGGAGGCGAUCCUGCCGGCCGUGCUGGAGUUCCCGGAGGCGGGACAGGCGCAGUUCCUGGCCGCCGUCAUCACCCGCCUCGACCCGCACGCCCCCGCCUUCAAACUCGCGCCUGUCUACACUCUCUACCUUUGUGCCAGGUACCGUGCCUCGACUCAUUACCGCCCUGAGCUCACGCCGACCGAGCGCGCUCAUAAACUGACGGCCUUCUUACACCAUGUCGCCACGCUCAUACACGCCACCGUACAGGAGCGUUGUACCGACUCAGCGGCACAAGCUUUCUGGAUGACGAAUGCGAGUGAACUUCUGCACUUCUUGAAAUACGACCGACACAUAUCAUCCUUCUCAACACAAGCGCAAGAAGUACUGUCGCUUACUGUGCAGAAUGCUUUCAGCAACCUCGUGACGUGUUUCCAAGAAGAGCUGUCUCGUGGUCUGGCGACGCUGACGAGCGCGGGCGGGGCGGGCGGCGCGGGCGGCGCGGGCGGCAUGCUGGAGGCCAACGAGGCCACCGCGCCCACCCUGCAGGCGCUGGCCGCCGCCAUCGUACUGCUGCGUCGCUGCCGCGUCAACGCCGCGCUCACCAUACAGCUCUUCUCACACCUCUUCCACUACAUCAACGCUGUUUGCUUUAACAAAUUGGUAACAGAACCUAGCAUGAUAAAUGCACGCUGGGGCGCGGCUCUAUCGGCUCGACUCAAAGUUUUGGCCGCUUGGGCGGAACGACAAGGCCUGGAAUUAGCGGCGGAAUGUCAUUUCGCGCGCAUGAAUCAGGCUGCGCGGCUGAUCCAGGGCACGUACCGCACGGCGGAGGAGGUGGUGGCGGCGCUGAAGACGUGCUUCAAGCUGAACUCGGUGCAGGCGCGCGCGCUGCUGGCGCCGCUUGCGCCGGCCGAGCUGGUGGAGGCGGGCGUGCGCCACGUGCGCGCCCACACGGACGAGCUGGUGCGCGCCGACGGGCGCGAGGUGCGCCUGGACGAGCCGGCGUGGCUGGGCGCGGCGCUGCUCAUCCCCAGCGACGGGUUCAGCGCCGAGGUGGUGUGCGGCGUGCCGCCGGGGCUGGCGGAGUUCGUGGCGCCGCUGCAGCGCGGCGGGCUGUGCCGCCUGGCGCACCAGCCGCACGCGCUGGGCGCCUGGACCGUGUACCUGGCCGGACACGCGCCGCCCGCGCGCCGCCUCGACCCAAGGCUGCACAUCAUACAGCUGCACAAGAACUCCAACGGCAUGGGGCUCAGCAUCGUGGCCGCCAAGGGUGCUGGGCAGAGCAAGUUGGGUAUCUACAUAAAGUCGGUAGUACCGGGUGGCGCCGCGGCUGCGGACGGUCGUCUCGCCGCCGGGGACCAACUACUCUCCGUCGACGGGCAGUCACUCGUCGGCAUCACGCAGGAGAAGGCUGCCGAAUACCUAGUGCGCACCGGGCCCACAGUAACGUUGGAGGUGGCGAAGCAGGGAGCCAUGCUACACGGCCUCGCCACGCUACUCCACCAGCCUGCCUACAAUCAGCGACAAGCGAGCGGGCCGGGCGCGGGCGGCGCGGUGCGGCGCGCGUCGGAGCGCGACCUGCCGGCGCGGCUGGCGGCCGAGGCGGGCGUCAAGUCCAGCAAGAGCACGCCCGCGCUGCAUCACGUCGCCUCGCCGCCCACACACCACCACACGCCGCCCAGCGUGUCGGUGAGCGGGGCGGCGACGGGCGCGGGCGGGGCGGCGUGGCCCAGCAAGUCGCGGUCGAGCCACAACCUGGCGGCGCCCGCGCAGCAUGACGCCUUCUACCAGAACCUCUCCACCGUGCACUCGCAACAACAUGCCUUACAGGACAGAUGGUCUUCGCUCCGCAGUUCUACUGGUAGCAAUAGACCGCAGUCUGCUCAUUUUGCAGCUGGCGGACAAACUGAAGCGCCAGACUCACCACUACAUCACCAGCAGGCGAGCGCGUCGAGCGCGGCGAGCGCGGCCCGCGCGGCCAAGCUGGCGGAGAUGUCGGACGAGGUGGCGCGCAGGCACGCCUACCAUAACCACAACCACCACACCCCGCCCUCGCACCAUCAUCUCAUCGGUCAAGGCCAGCUCCAGAUGGCAACGGGUCCAUAUGGGCCGCUCCCCCAGCACCCCCAGCAGCCCCCGCAGACGGGGCAGCUGGCGCAGUCCCCGGCCAUGCUGCACGUACACCCGCAGAGCCCGCACCAGAUAUACCACAACCAACACCAACCGCCACAGAGGUACGAAUGGAUGCCUCCUGGCCCGCCAUCGCCACAAAGAUCACAACCACCCGUCGCUCCCAAACCUCAGGGUGCUCGACGGCCGGACUUGGAUAUGGAAGAACAAAUGUACCCGCAUUCCCAGGGACAUCCGCAGGCACAUCCGCAGUCACACCCGCAGUCACAUCCGCAGUCUCACCCGCAGUCUCACCCGCAGUCUCACGCCCAGUCAUAUCCACAGCCGCAACAGCCACCGUCUUCUACUGUGCAACCCGAAGACGAGCGCUACGUGGCGAGCGCGCUGGAGCCGCCCGCGGUAUCGGUGUACCCGGCCGGGGGCGCGGGGGGCGCGGGCGGGGGCGCCGGGGGCGCGGCGGGGCGCGCGCCGCACAACCCGUGGCAGCGCGAGGAGCGCGAGCGACUGCACGAGGCGCGCCGCGCCGCCGCGCGGGCCCGCAGAGACGCAACAAUUGCCCAGCUAAUAUCAUUAGGAGCGGCGCGAACACCCGUACAGAACCAACAACUGCGUGCGCUUCAGUUAGAACGAGACUUCGAACUGCGAGCUACGCAGCAUGACCAGGAGGAAAGUAACGCUGCAGAAGGCGCAGAAGAUUCAGAAGAGAUGGUAGACGACACGCCAUCGUCUCCUUUGGCGGCGUCUCCCGCCCCGCCUCCUCACACGCUCACACAGCCCCCCAACCCGCCAAAAUCCAUUCUCAAGACCAACACACGUACUGAGAUCACUAACGGAUAUACUACCGAACAGCAGGUGAACUACGAAGAGAGCCGGGUGUCGGAGGUGACGGCAGGUAUGGGCGCGCUGGGCGUGGGCGCGGCCAGCCCUGCAGGCGGGGCGGCGCCCCCGCCGCCGGCGCGCGGCUCCUCCUUCGCCGUCAUGGCCGAGCGCGCGCGGACACUCUCGCCCGCGCGACACGACGCGCCGCACGCACUGCCGCCGCAGUCUCCAGUAGGCGGCGGUCGGGACAAGCGCGUGUCGUUCCACGAGCGCGCCGCGCCCCCAGCGCCCCCGGCUAGUUCUCCGCCCCCGCUGCACGACCCUGCGCCCCCGGCGCCUCCCACUCAGCCUGCGCCGGCCAGAGAGGAUCCCGACCGGUUCAUCGAGGAAGCUGAGAGUAUGCUGGCGGGUCCCGUGUCUCCGCAGACAACUAGCGCUCCCGGCGUCACGCAUACACCCGGCGUCAUCGGCGCGCAGGAAGUCUACCGGGACCCGCGGGCGCGGCGGCUGGCGGAGCAGCAGGCGCGCGCGUCGGCCGCGCCCGUCCCCGAGCAGCUCUCCUUCAAGGAGAAGAUGAAGAUGUUCGCGCUCGAGUCGGGCGAGGCCUCCACGCCCAAGGACAAGGUCAAAAUAUCGCGCGCGCAGCGAGACAUCGAUGCGGUACAUUAAUCCCAAUGAUGACUCUUAUUUAACUUAUAAUGCAUUACGAUUACAUACAUUUUGUACAUAAAUUGUACUUACAGAGGAUUUACACAACUCUUUUAUCAUGUGGUUUAAGAGAGAUAUAGCAAAAUCGUAGCGAUAUGUUACAGAUUGCGUUACAGUAUUAUAUUGACAUAAUUAUUUUAUAUACGUUUCCAUAAGUGUUAGCGAAAAUAAUGUGGUUCUAUAAAUAAAAACGAAUGCAGCUUUUCGGCAACUUAUCUAUAAAUAUUAAAUAAUUUAUAGAGGCAAUUUACGGACGAAUAUAAUGACACUAUUUUCGCUUUCACACAAGUAACUGGAGGAAAUCUUGCAAGUGAAUUAACUGAAACCACUGAAGUUUAAUACUACAUGUCGUCUAACGUAGCACCAAUUUUGUAUGUUAAACAUAAAAUCUAAUCGAGUUUGAGUUUUCUUUCUCAAAUGGUAUAUUUUUAUGGUAAUGCAAUUUUGAAUGAUGUUUACAAGAUGUCGCUUUAGCAGCUAGUGCAAUGAUAUUAUAUUUAUACAUUUCAAUUUACCAGACCAUAUCGUAAUAUAAGGAAUAGUUGAUUAUUAAAUUCAAAAUUUAUAUUACUAUUAUAUGAAUAUUUUCGGUAUUUUAAUAUAUUAUAUUGUCAACGGGCACAUCUUAUGAAAUAAAGUCGGAACUAUUGUGCCAUGUAUAUCGUAUAAUGGAUUUUUCCGUUUACAUAAUUAUAAAAGUUUAUUCUCCGGGAGGACCAAAUAUAAGUGGACAUCGGUAGGUGCCUUUGCAUGUACCUUAAAAAGUAAAUUUACAUAUCCAUCAUAUUAUCACGGCGUAGUAAAUGCAUUGUAAUCCAUCAACAUUACUUUUUGUAACUUCGUGACAUUCCAAAGAACAUAGUUUCUUUUCUAUUUAAAUAUGUAUGUUAUGGAAGCAUUCCUAUGGAACCUGAAUGUAUUAUAUGUUCCGCUAUAGCGGUUGUUAUCUGUCCAAUAUUAUUUCAAAGAUUGACCCUGUUAUUACAAUUCGAAUUUUAACAAAAAGCAAUAAGAUAUUGUGAAGACUUUGUUGUAAAUACAUAAAUUUUAUAGUCUAAGCACGUGUUUGUGCCAAAACAUGUUCCGUGGUGGCGAACCCGCAUGGAGUGGCGAAAUUAUUGUUUAUUUAGUGGCAACCAAGAUUUAUCAAGAGGUAUGUUAUGUAUUCAAAUUGUUACGUAGGACAUUAUACUACUCAAAAUAAUGUUUAAAUAUAAUGUACGAAUGUUGAAACAGCGAAUGUGCGAGCUUUAUUGUUAUUUUACAAAUUAAGAUCGAGGUGGCGCUCUCUUUAUUUUGUUUCAUGAUUUAAUAAACCUCUGAUAGAUCUACAGUAUUAAUUAUGUCAUAAAGCUUAUAAUUCACACACAUGUCACUAAAGAAACGUCUAUUAAGUAGAUAGUAAAAUUCUUACCUUAUUUCUUCGGUCACAAGAUACAAUCAGCCAACAUGAGUAGUAUUAAAGCUAUAGAACAAAUAAUUAGCUGUCAGAACACUAGGUUGCUACUCAUUACAUUAUUAUGGUUAACAAUUUAUAGCACCAAUUUACUGUAUAUAAUGUAGGUAGUUGGAAUCCUUGUGAUUAUUUAAGGUUUUUUGUACACCUGUUUGUAUAUGUAAAUGUUUAUUCGAAGAUAAGAGGCAGCAACUGUUUGACUACGAGUCGACGAGACGGAAGGCCUACGUGAGGGUAGAGUUAGAUUAGUUCCUGGGAGUACAGUUCCGUAAAUUCCCAGUAUACACCCAACGAUAGUCAAUUAGAGAAAGAUUGAGAUUAAUUUUUAAAAAAGGAGUUUUAAUGAUUUUUAUAGCUAUACUGUAUAUAAUUACGCUUGAAAAUGUCAACAUAGAUAUCAUGAAUAUUUAAGUAACAAUUCGAAUGAUUAUUAUUAUGCAAAACUAAUUAUAUUUGUUAUUAACGGUAGCUAUUGUCCUUCCUUUCU
Messenger RNA from Spodoptera exigua (beet armyworm), 7644 nucleotides. NCBI's taxonomy places the organism in Eukaryota, Metazoa, Arthropoda, Insecta, Lepidoptera, Noctuidae. The record is from the annotation of a GenBank genome assembly.